Molecule: messenger RNA, 3699 nt
Organism: Vollenhovia emeryi
Lineage: Eukaryota; Metazoa; Arthropoda; Insecta; Hymenoptera; Formicidae
Product: actin-like protein 6B
Exons: 6
Coding region: 31-1326 (431 amino acids)
Biological process (GO): regulation of transcription by RNA polymerase II; nervous system development
Cellular component (GO): SWI/SNF complex; NuA4 histone acetyltransferase complex
Molecular function (GO): chromatin binding
Source: RefSeq, a predicted model, not a curated record
CAUUGCAAGGGUGAAACGGCCCAGUCGGGCAUGCGCCAGGCUUUCGCUCCCUUCACUACUAUGAGCGGUGGUGUCUACGGCGGUGACGAGGUAGGUGCUAUCAUCUUCGACGUCGGACACCAGAGCCUCCGCGUGGGAUAUGGCGGCGAGGACACACCGAAGGCCGAGAUCCCGACGACCCUCGGGGUGUGGGAGGAACCCGCCGAUCCCGGUGGGAUCGACUGCAACAACGUCACCAGAAAACACUACAACAUCGACGUCACGGCGAUCCAAGUGCGAAAAAAGGAUAUGGAGAUAGUGAGCCUGAUGAAGGACGGCAUGAUCGACGACUGGGACAUGUUCGAGCGACUGACCGAGUAUACGUACAAGCAACGACUGCACGCCUUAGCCGAGCACCAUCCGAUCCUGAUGACCGAGUGCCCGUGGAACACCAGGCUGAAGCGCGAGAAGCUGUUGGAGCUGAUGUUCGAGAAAUUCAACGUGCCGGCCAUGUAUAUCUGCAAGAACGCCGUGCUGGCAGCUUAUGCGAACGGCAGGUCCACGGCAAUGGUCGUGGACAGCGGUGCGACUCACACCAGCGCGGUACCAGUCCACGACGGUUACGUUAUCACCCAGGGGAUCGUCAAGAGCCCUUUGGGCGGUGACUUCAUCACUAUGCAAUGUAGACAGUUCUUCGAGGAGAAGGAUAUCGAGCUGGUACCGGCUUGUCUCGUCGCCAGCAAAGAUGUAGUACGGGAGAGAGAUCCACCUCGCUGGACGAAACGGCCAGGACCGCAACCAACGUCGUCCUGGCUGAGCUACAUGGUUCGAGAGCUGCUGCAGGACUUUCAGAUGAACUGUCUGCAAGUGUCGGAUAGUCCCUACGACGAAGACGUGGCGAACACUCUGCCCAUGAAACAUUACGAAUUUCCGACCGGCUGCAACGAUGAUUACGGAUCCGUAAGGCUCAUGAUACCCGAAGCUCUCUUCGAUCCCAGCAACGUUAAAGGUGUGGGCGCGAGUAUUUUAGGAGUCGGUCCUCUGGUCACCACAAGUGUCGGAAUGUGCGACAUGGACAUUAGACCGAGUCUAUAUGGCAGCGUGGUAGUGACCGGCGGUAAUUCUUGUCUUCAAGGAUUUAGCGACAGACUGAAUCGGGACUUGGCCAGUAAGACCCCACCGAGUAUGAGACUGAAAAUAAUCAGCGCCAAUAGCUCGAGCGAGCGACGUUACGGUGCCUGGAUCGGCGGUUCGAUCCUCAGCUCUUUAGGCUCAUUCCAGCAGAUGUGGCUGUCGCGUCAGGAGUACGAGGAAUCCGGCAAACUCAUUUUGGAAAGAUGCGCGUAAUUCAAUAACGGAGAAAUUAAAGAAUCACGGUACGAGAGAAAUGGAAACGUUUUCAGUAAAGCUUCUUGUUUCGGCCUUUGUUAUAAUAAUAAUCGUUUCCCAAGUAACACAAAAGUCUGAUAUAAAUGAAAAGUUUUUCAUGAAAAUCGUCCAGAAAAUUAGGGUGUUCUUGCGACAUUUCUUGAACAUUUGUGUUAUCUAGAUGAUGAUAAUAAUGAACUGGUAUAAUGAGAGCAGAUGGAUACAUUAAUUCUUAGUCUGAUCACAGAUAACUAAUUAAACGUAUUACAUGAACAUUAGAAGCGAUUUAUAUAAAGUAAUGGUGACGGUGUAACGUAAAGCCGUCCUCGUGAGCAACAACCAUCAAAUUCGUUCUGAAGCGCCUAAAAAUUUAAGGAUACUGCUGAAGCAUUUAUUAAUAAAAACGUAGAAAGCAUGCUAAGGUUUCUUCGCGAUCUGCGAGGGAUGAGUUUUCACGUCGAAGAUUCUGACACGAUGUUUCCUCGCAGCCUUGCACACUUAUAAUUAGCAGAAAGUGCGAUUAAUCAAAAACAUCUCGUAUAACGCAUAAAUCGCGAGUAUAAGCAAUGUUAUAUUCGACAACUCGCUUAGACGCCAAUUAGAUAGACGUAUAAAUAUAACACGCGCGGCUUGUAAGAAUACAGUUCCUAAUUGCUCCGUGAAACUUCCAUAUAUCGUAUCUCAGAAGAGAAGAAUCACUUCCCCGUUGAAGUCACUCCAGCAAACAUAUAAAUGGAUAGAAUAUAGAUCUAUUGUGCGCAAUAGAUUUUCAUUAUUUUACUAGAAAUUUAUUCUCAUUAGAUAUUUAUUUGCUGCGAGCACAAAAUACUCGUUUUAUACAUCGAGGUAAUAGAGACAUAUCCUCUAUCGCAAUGUGUCCUCGUUUAUAAGUUAUCCUGAAGAAAUAGUAUCGUAGCGUAGUAAGAGUAAUAUUUCUAGCAUACUAUACUCACUCUAUUUACGUCCUGCUAAAUAUAAAAGUAUCAUCACAUGCGAAUCAUGCAUCAUUAAACUUAGAACUACAUGCAGAUUUUUUUUUAUACACGAGGAUUUACAUACCGAGUCUCGCAACCCAAUUAGAUAUUUUUAUAUGUGACUCCGAUAGAAAAACAUAUUUUUCGACAAAUCUUUUUUCAGAAGAGUGACAAACAUUGUCAAAUACAAUUGCAGUAUAAAAAUUCUAAUUAAUUUGCUAAGUUAAAAAAAUUCAAACCAAGAGAAAUUUUGUGCUGAUUAAAAAUUCUUGCAGAUUUACGUGCGUGUAGUUCUAGGUUCAAGAGGCUAAGCGUGGAUAUUUUCAUAAAGAAGAAAUGUUACUCGAAUUAAAAAGCAACUGACGGAUUGUAAACACGACAAUAGCACAGUUUGAAAAAGCAGCAGCUUAAAAAUUUAUAGGAAAUAGUUCCCUAUUUCUUUCCAAUUGUUUAGAAACUUUCAAUUAUUAUUUUAUAUAAUUACUGCUUACAAUAUAAUUCAUUCUAUUUAUAUACGAAUGAAAAGUUUUAAAUAUUUCACGCUGUUAAAUUACAGUGUGCAUAAAGAUAGAUCCUGUAAUACAGAAACACGUUGAGUUGCUGCUUUCUCGGAUUGUACUGUUAAAACAAUUAUACACUUUGACAAGACAGAAAAAUAUUUGUCAUCUCGACGGUUUCUUUCGACGGCCAUUUUAUUAAAAUUAACGUAAAUAUGUAUCUAUAAUACUUACAAUCACAAUCUCAAUCAAAAGACGUAAGAAUAAUAUCAAUAUAUCAAAGUAGAAACGUGGUAGUUUGAACUAGUAAUUUUAUAUCUAAUCGCAAGUGGAUAAGGAGACUGCGUAAUCCAAGUGCGUUAUUACGAUUUCUAAAUAAUCAAUGAGGUCAAUUCGUUACUGUAGCUAGUAAUACUGAGCUAAUCGACGAAUCUUCGUGCGAUUAAGUCUCGAUGAUGUGGAUUCUUGGGGCGCACGAGAAUACUUGCGCAUCUCGUUGCGGCAAACCGGAAAUAAUAUAACAAUGUGAGAAUUGACAACUAAUAGUAAUCUCAGAGUAUGUCUACGAUAUCGGAAAGACUUUUAAACAAGAGUACAAGUCAAAAUUUAGAUACGCUAUAGAAGAAAUGGUCCUACAGUACAAUUCUCAAAAUUUAGGCACAGCACCAUAAAAUAAAUAAUAAACUUACAGUACAACGCGGAAUCUAGAUACAGUACUAUGUAAAAGAUUUCUUUCGUUCCGUAGCGAAAACGCAGAUAGUAUUCGUAUGCUACGUCGCCAUAUAAUGUAUCAUGUAAACUUAAUGUGCGACAUGUACUGCAACAUGCCCUGUUCCUAAUCUUUUGAACGUUUGUACCGAAUAAAGUUCGAAUAUUUGUAA